Messenger RNA from Teleopsis dalmanni, 7244 nucleotides. RefSeq names its product putative transcription factor capicua. NCBI's taxonomy places the organism in Eukaryota, Metazoa, Arthropoda, Insecta, Diptera, Diopsidae. The record is from RefSeq and is a predicted model, not a curated record. The transcript is spliced from 21 exons. Gene Ontology annotation, cellular component: nucleus. Gene Ontology annotation, biological process: regulation of transcription by RNA polymerase II. Bases 116 to 7075 code for a protein of 2319 amino acids. Gene Ontology annotation, molecular function: DNA-binding transcription factor activity, RNA polymerase II-specific; RNA polymerase II transcription regulatory region sequence-specific DNA binding.
UGGUAUUAGAAUUUAUAUUGUAAAAAACAUCGACUAAAUUGCGGUUUCCUAAGAAACCGCUGCUGCUGGAGCUUCAAAUGCAUGGAGCAACGUAUUUAAUGUUGCUGCAAGAAUUAUGGUUAAAGCUACAGCAGCAUCAACGACGGCAACAAUUAACGUAACGAGUCAAAAUUCCAAAAUAGAAUUUGAAAAACCGCACCAGCAAUUUCAGCAUCAACAUCAGCAACAUAUACAACUAAUAACGAAUACAAUAAACGGUGUUGCUGUUGUAUCGCCUUCCAAAAUGGUUAUACCAUCUACGGCAACAACAGCAACAGCAUCACCAUCGUCUACAACUAUUUCAACAUCAAAUGAAACAACCAUAUCAACUGUUUCAGCUGUUAUUGCUGCUGGUCAGCAUUCACAACAGCAACAGCAACAACAUCAACAAAGCCAUGCUCUCUUUCAAACGCAACAACCACAAACUGCGCCGCGGCAACAUCCAAAAAAACGAAAAUUUGAUCCAGCUGAGCUUGAUCAAGUUGAUAUUCUUCAAAAGCACACUCAGCAGCCUCAACAGCCUCAACUGUCUCAACAGUCUCAACAGUCUCAACAGCAACAUGAGUCGUCAAUAUCCAAUAAUGAUGUUAAUAUGUUGUCUACAAAAAAUACCGCUUUACCAUUAACAUAUAAAAAUGGUACAACAAAUGCUACCAAUAUAAUUGUUUCCAGUACAGGCGGUACCACAACUGGUGGUAUCGGAAAUCGGCAAUGGACUCAACAACAUUUAAUCACACCUUCACCAACUGCUAGCCUAGCUUCAAGUAAUGAUACAAUGUAUGCCAUUCGAACCGUGCCGUCAAUGAUUGUAAGUCCUGUUUCAGUAUCUUCUACUGGUACUAACAAUACGACAGUGGUCUCAGCAGGUAGAUGUGCUACAUCUAUAGAAAGUCCUGAGAAACGUAUUAUCAUAGCGAGCACACAUCCCUCAAGUACUUAUAAGAUGCAAAAUAUUGGCAUCAACAACACUAACAGAACAGUGACACCUAUUAGUCAUAUUUCAAAUAAUGCCAUAGUUCCACCACAACGUUUAGCAUACAACCAUCAUCACCUCCAACCACAGCAAUCUAUUAGUAUGAUCCAAAAUCACCAGUCGCAACAAUCUCAAUGCGAUGAAACAGCUUUAGACCUUAGCGAAUGGACCAAUACACGAGUAUUAGCAAAAUUAGGCAGUUACUAUGCCUCUGGCGAAAUACGUCAACCUGCAUCUGAUGCAACAACUCCAACAAAUUCAGUUUUGGUUGAAUUUGAUGCGCCUGAAAAUUGUACGCAACUUUACACAGAGGUGUUAACAAAUGGUCGAUUUAAUGUGAUAUCGGACGCUAGUCCACCAGCUGCAGAUAUUGUGUUAGACACACGAGUCUGUGUACGCACUCAAAUGGAAGGUCGAUCUGGUUUUGUGUUUGUGGAAGGUUCCGUAACGGAUAUAAAUAUGAAUACAAAACAAAUUACAGUACAAAUUGGCAGUACAGAUACAACGCAAAUUUUAAAAACUGUUAAACGUGCAGAUUUACGUUUAUUGAGACCACCUUGGUGGGAUGAACUUAUCGAUGUGUCACUACAAACACACAUAGUUCCACCAUCAACACAAGCAACAAUUAAACCACAAACUAUUCAGGCAACACAUACACAACCGCAAAGAAUUAUCGCAAAAACAUCUGCUUCGACUGGUAGUCAUAUAUUAGUAAGUGGAGACGCUAAUAUUAUUUAUGCACCUACAAAUAAAGGUCCACAUCAACUAACAUAUGUGACUGCAAGAUAUGAUGGAAAAAUUCCUGGCCACCAAACGCCUACAAAUGCUAAUACACAUAUUCAGCAUGUUGUGCCGUCAUUAGCGGCACAAAAACAAGAAGAUUAUUAUCGUACAACAGCUACUUCGCCGUUUCAAAAUUCAAAUAAUAACACGCUACAAGCAUUGGUUGUUAAUGCCAGUUCUUCAACGAGUUCAACGAAUAUUGAAAACUGUUCUGGCAAUGGAAAUGGUAAUGGAAAUGGAAAUAGUACGAAUGUACCAGAAAUAAUUAUAUCUCAACAACAAAUUAUGCAUGCAGGUUCAGCACAAUCAAUUAGCAAUAGUCACAAUACCAAUUGCCUGCCAUCACAAAUACACAAGAUCUCGCAUUCACCAUCAGAUGAUAUGCAUCGAAGACAAAGAUCAUACGAUGAUUAUGAAUCGGAUGAUGAAUUAAAACGUGUUGAUAUUGGCAGUUAUGCUAUAAACGAUGCUGAUCCUGAAAAAUUAUCGGGAGGCAGUAAACGUAGUAGCAUGCAAAGUCGUGGCAGUACAUCCAGUUUAAUCGAUCAGAGGCUCACUCCAAGAUCUCAUCCAGCAACUCCAAGAUCUCAAGCGACUACACCACAUCGCUUUAAAAAGGGCGAUAUCGUACAGUCUGAAUCCGGUGUUCGCAAAAAAUUUAAUGGUAAGCAAUGGCGUCGGCUAUGUUCGUUGUGUUCAAAAGAGUCUCAACGACGUGGCUUUUGCUCACGCCAUUUAAAUCAAAAGGGAAAUACUGCAUUACGUUCUACUGGACCAAGUCGUUUCCCAAGUGAUAUAAGUAGUCGCUCUAGUAGCAAAACCCAAGUUGACGAAGAUACCUCACGUGAUUCGGAAACGUCACCCAACUAUCGUGUCACAGAUCGUUUUGAUCAGGAGGAAAGAGAUGUAGCUAAUAUGUUAGUGUCGCUGAGCAGUUCGCGGUCGGCUACACCAUCGUACUCCUCACCCGUUAAUCAUGGCACAUCUCCUAUGAACGUGAAUCAUUCUCCAGUACCUGUAUCAAAUCGACAAAACUUUUUUACACCGAUUGGUGGUGGACCAGUCGCUACUGCAGACCCACAUACAACAAAAUGGAAAAAUACACCUAGUCCAGUAUUAUAUAAUGUGGGGUUUCCACAAGUAAUACGUCCAGAGUCAGUUCGUGCUCAGGGCGCAGGUGCAACACAAACGGCCACUAUUGUCUCCUCAAUUCCGCCGCCACAAACAGCACCAGUAUCAAUGGUAGUACAUAAUCAACAUGUUCCUCCUCCUCCUACGCAGAUGAUACAACCACCACCAGCGCCCCCACCAACUCAUCAUAUCAUGACACAUCAUCAUCCACACCAACAAACUUCGCCGGGUCCACCAUUACCACCUCCUAGUGUAGUAAUGCCUUCAGCAACAAAUUCAGUUGGCCAUGCAACAAGUGUAAUACGUAUUUCACCUGCAGCUGCUACAACAAUGAACAACAUCAACUCAUCAACAACUACUGCUGUUACUGCAACUAGUACACAAUCUUUUCAUCCUGUUAUAGUGGAUGCUACACAAUUGGUACCAUUGUUGCCACAACAGCAAGCCUUGCAUUUACAACACCAACAACAAUCGAAUAUUCAAGUAGCGCAUACACAAGCCUCUUUAACUACUAAUACAGGAAACCAAAUUUCUACACCUACUUCAGUUGGCAUAAUACCAGCUGCUCAUCAACAAACGCAACAUCAACCGCCACCAAUGCCAGAAAAACCAAUUUCAAAAAACGGAUUUAAUCCGGGGUCGAUAUACCAUUGGCACACGUUACUGCCCCAUAUAAACCAAUCACCCGUUAAAACACAGCCAUUAACAAACUUCUCAAUUGCUGGCAUCGUACCACCAACUGUAGAUACGCCAACAAUUAACAAUACAUGCAGUCAUAAUAUUAAUAACCAUCAAAAUAAAUUAAAUUCGCUGGAAUCUCCCCCAAACCCUGUAAAUUGUGCCACAAAUGAAACAAGUAGAAACAAUAUUGCAGAAACUAUAUCGAUCACUAUACAAGAGGAAACAGACGAACAAUUAGACGAUGAUGUAUUCGAGCCCUCAAUAAAUAAUACUCCUGCUGGAAGUAUUAUACCAGCUGCUACAGUCGCUCAAGUGAAGCAAAAUCACAAACGUUCAACUAAUGAAACCUAUCGCAUGACCAACUUUAGCACAUCAUCAUCAUCUAAUGAAAAUAGUCGAAAAAUUGAUGAACGUAUAGAACGUAUAGAUGUAGAACCAACAAAUUCUAUGGGAAGUACAACUGCAACAGCAACUGCAACUGCAGCAGCUCAGGCUGCUGCUAAACGACGUUCGCAAUCGCUGAGUUCUGCUGGUGGUAUGGGUGCAACUGGGAAAGAACCAAUGAGUCCGAUUACAAAGAACAAGAUACGUAGACCUAUGAACGCUUUUAUGAUUUUUUCUAAAAAACAUCGAACAUUAGUACAUGCUAAACAUCCAAAUCAGGAUAAUCGUACUGUUAGCAAAAUAUUAGGAGAAUGGUGGUAUGCACUUAAGCCUGAAGAAAAAGCUAAAUAUCAUGAAUUAGCUAGUUCUGUCAAAGACGCUCAUUUCAAAUUGCAUCCAGACUGGAAAUGGUGCUCAAAAGACAGGCGCAAAUCAUCUAGUUCAGGAAAAAAUACGAUGUGUGAAAUAAAUGGUAAACAACGUAAUGACUCAAGUGAUGGAAUGGACAUCACUGAACAAGAUCAAAAUGCAAAUAUAAUGAAUAAUAUUGAUGGUCCCUCAAUAGAUACACAAACUGAUAUCAUACCGUUAACUAUCGCAAAUUAUAUUUCUACGAUUGAUGAAAGCUCAACACCAACAGUAUGCAACGCGAAUGCAAAUGAUGUUGUUAAAAUUAAAUUGGAACCCGAAAAAGAUGACUCACAAACUGAGAAUGAAAUGUCUGUUCCUAUUGAAGAAAAUAAAAAUAAUAAUAAUAGUAGCAAUAACAACACAAGUCAGCACGAUGAUGGCAAACAAAUAGAUUUAAAAUGUCAAGAACGCGUUGCUGAUUCCGAUAUUGAGGAUGCGGCCUUUGAUUAUAGGAAACCAACUCUAGCCAGUAGUGAUUGUGUACAAAAAGAUGAUCAAAAUAAGUCUGAGAAGAAUGGAAAUGAUUUUUUUGAUAAUGCUGUCCAAACAGUCAUUUCUAGUAGUGAUCAUAUCAAUACAACAAUGACAUCAAGUAAUACUACUACGAGUAGUAGUACUGUUAACGCAGUUAAUAGUGGUAAUGAGCGCGAUAUAACGUUAAAGCCAAAGCCAAUUAAAGCAAAUCGGCAUACUAUUGAGAACAGCAUCCUUAGCUAUCAACAAAUACCGAUGUAUUCUUUCAACAGCCCCAAGAAUCCAAUUGGUGUUACACCGUUUCAACCCACAGGUGGUGCUUUUAAAACAAUGCCAAUAAGUCCAAAAAGUACAAAAGUAGAUGAAACACAACCAGCACAUAUUAAGCAUGAAGAUGCAACAAACAAUAUUAAACAGGAACCCCCGUCGCCUUAUCAACUGAACGGUAAUUGUAGCAACAUUUUUACUUUUAAUGUGCCAACAGCAACAGUUCCAAGUCAAAAACAAUCACAUCAUCAAUUUCAUCCUUAUUCUCUGAGAAGUCCCACAGAUUGUAGAGGUACUACAUCAGAUGGUCCAGCAGUACCAUCAUCUUCUGCUGCACCGGCUACAACGGGAUUAAGCUCAUCUAUAAGCAACACUGCUCUCAGUGCAAACAAUUGUGUACCAACUACACCCACAUCGGCUUCUUCGACAGCACAGAUAUUAACUACUUCAGGCAGUAUUAACAACAAUAAUGGACAAAAGCAAAUACUUUUUGCUGUUAAUAAUAUGGUACACCACCAGUACACAAUUUUACCAAUGCACCAACAACAAACAGCCCAAGCACACGCAGAAUCCGCUAGUCCUAUCAAACCUACAGCUAUUAAGUAUUUAUUGAAAAAAAGUAAUGUCCAAACUGAUGUUAAUAGUACUGGUAUAAAUAGUGGUAUACUACAACAGCCGAUACAGAAUUCUAUUAUUUUACACAAUUAUUCACAAGAAUCAACACCCCUAUCUCCAAUAUAUAAAUCUCUCCCAUCAACACCAAAGUCAGCCUCUUACCAAUUAAAUGUACCAGAUUCAGCAGGUAAACGUAGUUCUGAUGGUAAUUCAUCAACUUAUGGUGGUGACGAUGAACAUGAAAUCGGAGAAGGUCAACAAUUUAUAUUAGCACCCACCCCGGCACAAUUAGGUUGUGCACCAUUACAACGCAGAAAGAAUAUGUCCGGUAGCAGUAUAGGUUCGUUAAAAAAUGAGUCUAGUUCAAAUUCGUUUGCUACAAAUACAAUUAUUGGAAAUUCAAAUAAGAAAUUAAAUUCUCCCAUCAUUGAUUCUUCUUCCCCAAUAAUUGGCAAUGUAAACACAACAGCUUGCCUAACAACAGGUUUGCCAACGCCUACAUCUUCAACAGCGACUCCAAGCAGUGAUGAACAAAUGCCACUAACUCCAACAGCUGUGAUUAAUACAAAUCCCAAAUCACCUACUAAGACUGUGACAGUCAAAAAGAAAAACGAUGAUAUGGAAAAUAGUGUCCUAAAACAGGUAGACUUCGAAAAGAAAUAUCAAGCUUUGCCGCAGUUUAAACCUGAAGAUUGUCAAUCACCAAGCGCUAUUAUAGUACCCUCUUCACCUCGCGUAUACGGUACCAAUUACCGAAAAAAAAAUAUGGUUCCGCCUGUACAAAAAUUACAUAGCGAAGAUGAGUCAACCGAUGAAACAACAGUUUCAAUACCUACACCCACACAACGUUUCUUCGGUCCCGAUUUUAAUAUUGAUCAACUAAGAGAGCUAGAAAAUUCUGAUCAAACUGGACGUUCUCCACGUACACCUCAAACACCUCUGCAAAGUGCUCGCUCUGAUGCUAGUGAAAAGGGUCAUCGUAAGGUACUUGAACAACGUCGUAAAUUAGUUUUGCAAUUAUUUGAUGAACAUGGAAUGUUUCCUACAGCUCAAGCCACUAUUGCUUUUCAAACAAAGCACAUUGAUGUUUUCCCACGAAAACAAGAUUUGCAACUUAAAAUUCGUGAGGUCCGUCAAAAACAUAUGGGGCAAUCUGGCUUUACACCCCAUUCAGCUGGUCCUGUUACACCAUCUGAAGGAAAUACAGCAAAUGUUUCUAGCGGAUAUUCUAGUGCAAGCGGAGGAAGUAAUGCAGAUGUUUUUCAAUUUUAUUUCAAUACAGGUGUACAAGGAAUAACAGAACAACAACAACAAUAAGCAACUCUGUUAUCAUUAUACUAACCGAAAAUCAGAAGACAACAAUAACAUAACACAAUCAUUUUUUCAACAAACUGGAAAAAUCUGAAGAUAUGCACAAUUAUAUUAUGUUCAUUACGAAACCCAAUAUAUUUUGAAAUAUAACCCAUGACCCAUUAAGAACGAAAUA